CAUAAAUUUGAAUAGAAAAAAGGGAUGAAAAUUAUAAGGGGAGUACAUAAAUAAAAAACUAUGCACUUCGGGUACCGGUAUUUGACAAUGGCUAUGCCUCGCCUUUCUCUAUCAUUUCCCUGUCCUCUUCCACCUCCUCCGUCAUCCUCCACCGCUCACCUGCGGCUUCACCGGACCACAAUUUUGCGCAGCCGCAUCAAAAUAGAAUCUUCCGGCGAGGGUUCAUGUAUCGCGUCACCCAAGCAGCCCAAAGUUGUCGUCACCAGAGAGCGCGGCAAGAACGGCAAGCUCAUCAAAGCUCUGGCAAUGCACGGGAUCGAUUGUCUAGAGCUUCCACUCAUUCAACACACACACCUUUCUGAUUUGGAUUUGCUUCCUUCCAUGUUGUGUCAAAACAACUUUGACUGGAUUGUCAUAACUUCACCAGAGGCUGGUCUAGUUUUCCUCGAUGCUUGGAAGGUUGCUGGGACCCCAAAUGUCAGAAUUGCAGUUGUCGGGGCGGGUACAGCUAGCAUAUUUGAUAAAGUUAGUUGGCCAUCAAAGCAGUGUCUUGAUGUUGCAUUUGCACCAUCCAAAGCAACUGGUAAGUUCCUAGCUUUAGAGCUUCCUAAGCAUGGGAACAAAAGAUGUACUGUUCUAUAUCCUGCUUCAGCUAAAGCCAGUGGUGAGAUUGAAGAAGGCCUUUCAAAGCGCGGAUUUGCGGUGACAAGGCUGAAUACAUACAAUACGGUGCCAGUCCAACAUGUUGAUAAGGACCUUCUCAGAGUAGCACUGUUUACCCCUGUUGUUGCUGUAGCAUCACCUUCUGCCAUUCAUGCAUGGGCAAAUCUUAUUCCACCAACGGAAAAGCGAGGAAAUGCUAUAGCAUGCAUAGGUGAAACAACUGCCUUGGCUGCCAAAAAACUUGGACUGAGAAAUGUCUACUUUCCCAAAAAUCCUGGUCUUGAUGGGUGGGUUGAUAGCAUUCUCCAGGCCUUGGGAGUCCUCGAGGGAGUCCAAAAUUUAUAAGAAUUGAAUGUUGUAUCUUCUUUGUUUUCCUAGCUAGAUUUUUCCCCCCAACGGAGGUAAUAUAAAGGAUCUGCUGGGAUUAUGUUUCUAGAGAUCUUCAGAGGUUGCGAAUGCAUGUUUCGCGGCAGGUGUUUCUGGUGCGCGGAGUGUAGAUAUGUUCUUGGAGUGGCAAGUAUUGCAGGCUUGACCAUGUACGUGUAUAGUAUUAUUGUCACACUUUUUAGCUUCCAAAAUAGUUGGCAUUGAUUUCCCUUCUUAGUUGACAUAAGAUUUGUUUAUUUAUGAAACUGGUUUUCUUGAAAACAUAAUCCCCAAAAAGGAAAUGCUUUUUAAGGAAAGAUCUUAAAUAUGCUAGCUGGGGAUCUUCCUCAUUU
This is a messenger RNA of Cuscuta campestris, 1382 nucleotides long. Lineage: Eukaryota; Viridiplantae; Streptophyta; Magnoliopsida; Solanales; Convolvulaceae. The record is from the annotation of a GenBank genome assembly.